UGGUCGCCGAGGCAGGGGAGCGAGGCUCUCAGUAGUAGUGAUUGUCGCGAGCUGGGAAGUGGCUGUGGCCCGCGAGUAAGAGGGAGCCAUGAAGCACUAUGAGGUGGAGAUUCUGGAUGCCAAGACACGGGAGAAGCUGUGUUUCCUGGAUAAGGUGGAACCCAAUGCCACCAUUGCUGAGAUCAAGAACCUCUUCACAAAAUCACAUCCCCAGUGGUAUGCUGCCCGGCAGUCCCUGAGGCUGGAUCCUAAGGGCAAGUCCUUGAAGGAUGAGGACAUUCUGCAAAACCUGCCUGUGGGGACCACAGCCACACUUUACUUCCGGGAUCUGGGAGCCCAAAUCAGCUGGGUUACGGUAUUCCUGACAGAGUAUGCUGGCCCUCUCCUCAUUUAUCUACUCUUCUACUUCCGGGUACCCUUCAUCUAUGGUCACAAAUAUGACUUCACAUCUAGCCGGCACACUGUGGUUCAUCUUGCCUGUAUUUGUCACUCAUUCCACUACAUCAAGCGCUUACUGGAGACACUGUUUGUUCAUCGUUUCUCUCAUGGAACAAUGCCCCUGCGCAACAUCUUUAAGAACUGUACCUACUACUGGGGCUUUGCUGCCUGGAUGGCCUAUUAUAUCAACCACCCUCUCUACACUCCCCCAACAUAUGGUGGUCAGCAGGUGAAACUAGCACUUGGCAUUUUUGUGCUCUGCCAGCUUGGUAACUUCUCCAUUCACAUCGCUCUGAGGAAUCUGCGCCCAGCAGGUUCCAAGACCCGGAAGAUACCUUAUCCAACCAAGAACCCCUUUACGUGGCUUUUCCUGCUGGUGUCAUGUCCCAAUUACACAUAUGAGGUGGGGUCCUGGAUUGGGUUUGCCAUCAUGACCCAGUGCCUCCCAGUGGCUCUCUUCUCCCUCGUGGGCUUCAUCCAAAUGACCAUCUGGGCCAAAGGGAAGCAUCGAAGCUACCUGAAAGAGUUCCGCGAUUAUCCCCCACUCCGCUCUCCCAUCAUCCCCUUCCUUCUCUAACCCACCUCCCUGGAGUGACCUCUUCCCUUUGUGAUUAUUGGGCAGCUUCUUGGCCCCUGCUUCUGUGCCCAGGGUGAGAGAGGGGCCCAGGACUCCCACCCUCUCUUCCUAACCCCUCCCCUGACCCUGGGAGCCAGUUUAGCUGUUGCCUGGGCAGAGGGCUUGGUCCUCCCCGCUUUUCCUGACUCGAACAUAACAUGGGCUCUGCAGGAGGGAUAAUGUUCUUAGAGGGUCUUGUUUUCUGGCUACAGGAAUAAAACACAUUCUAAUUCCA
Messenger RNA from Antechinus flavipes (yellow-footed antechinus), 1289 nucleotides. RefSeq names its product trans-2,3-enoyl-CoA reductase (gene TECR). The transcript has 13 exons. Lineage: Eukaryota; Metazoa; Chordata; Mammalia; Dasyuromorphia; Dasyuridae. Gene Ontology annotation, molecular function: oxidoreductase activity, acting on the CH-CH group of donors. The coding region runs from base 89 to 1015 and encodes 308 amino acids. The record is from RefSeq and is a predicted model, not a curated record. Gene Ontology annotation, biological process: very long-chain fatty acid biosynthetic process.